This is a messenger RNA of Lates calcarifer (barramundi perch), 1921 nucleotides long. Its product is annotated as carcinoembryonic antigen-related cell adhesion molecule 20. The coding region runs from base 80 to 1072 and encodes 330 amino acids. The transcript has 5 exons. NCBI's taxonomy places the organism in Eukaryota, Metazoa, Chordata, Actinopteri, Centropomidae. The record is from RefSeq and is a predicted model, not a curated record.
CGUAAUAGGUUAAGAGGAUAGCUUCUUGUAUAAGUGGUAUAAAAAAAAGGAGGAACUUUAGGUUUUGAGUAAACCCACCAUGGAGUCGAACAUGAACAGCAUUACCAUGAUGUCCUACUGGAAGAAUCUUUGCUGUGUUUUGUUGGUGGUACUGAUGGGUAAAGGUGUAUCAGGUUUGGGGGCCAAGGUGAGGAUUUCCUGGAGUGGCGAGGUGACCGCUGGUACCAGCACCACUUUCACCUGUUCUUCUUCUUGUUUCCCAAACUGCAUCUACACCUGGUCCUUUAAGGGCCGUACAGUCAAUGGGAGCAAAUUAGCCUGGACACCAGAUGGACUAGACAGUACAGUUGAACUGCAGUGCACUGUCCUCAAUCCAGAAACAGGACUCUCCAGCAGUGCAACCUCCAUUUUGGAAAUUAAAAAUCCAGUGUCUGUGAAAGUCAGUCCACCAAACAGUGUCCCAUCUCUCAACCACCCACUGAAUCUGGUCUGCCAUGAUGCGACAUCAGGUGACCUCCAUCACCCAUCGGACCUGGUCUGGUACAAAGAUGGACAGAAAGUGAGCCUGCGUGAGAACAUGCGGCUGCUGCAAAACAACCUCACGCUUCACUUUGACUCACUGUUGCCGUCUGAUGCUGGAUUCUACCUCUGUGAGACCUCUCUACAGCAGACAAGAGUUUCCAGCCUGGGCUACCUGCUCAACUUUGAUCCAUGGAAUGUCAGCAUCAGCGGACCUGACAUUGUGUUUCCCGGCAGACUAAGUCAGUUCACCUGCCUAAUGAGCUGUACCUUAAAUGUUGAGUGUACUGUCAGAUGGCCAUUUAAAGGAGGUUUCCCCAUUGGAACCUUCUUGUCAAUCCAUGCAAAUGAGCUCAAGUGGACCCCUUCUAUACCCGGUACUUUCCAAAACUUCACCUGCGUUGUAGAAAAUGUAGCUGCUGGACUCUUUGCCGAGGCCACCAAGACGGUAGAGGUUAAAGGCAUUCCUGUCUCUGGAUCUGAAGUGGUGCAGCUUCACAGACUGUUUGCAGUGAUCCUCAGCCUGGGCCUGCUGGUACUGCUGGUAUUCUGAACUUACUGUUUAAGCUUUACAACACAAACCUUUUUACUUAUUUCUAUUACACCCCUGUUCUUAUUCAUAAAAAAUACCUGUUAAACCUUGUCAUGUCAAAAUUAGACUGCUUCACCAAAAUCUACAAAGCCAAAGAACACAGAAAAAGUUUAGUGACCACAUCUUCAUUUACUCAUCAGUUAUUGUGCAACAUUAUAGGUGUAAUAACAUAUUUGUUUUAUGUGACAGGCAGAGUCAGAGCUAACGCCCAUUCGACAAUAAAACCUGAUAAUUUCCCAAAUUACACCAGUACGUGUCGUGUUGUUUCAUCAUGACUUUGAGGUAAUCUGAACACAACGUUUCACCCAUCGUAUAUACAGACACAGUAAUUCUGUUUGUAUGAGGGAUAUUGCAAUAUUUGACUCCACUGAUUGACUCCAGUUUUUCAGCAAUCAGCUUUCAUCACAUAAUUUCUUUUACUUAUUUUGUUGACUACUUCUGUUUACUUGUUUGUUAUUUUACUGAUGCUCUUACUAUUGUUUUAUCCCCUUUGCUGCUAUAACACAACAGAUGUCCCAGCUGUGGGAAUAAUAAGGGAUUAUUUUAUCAUGUUGAAAAAUGUUAAAAUAUAACUCAUUGUAUAAUUAAUGUUUCUGAUGGUCACAUGUUAAUUCAGAACUGUCUGUCUGAUGACAAUGCCCAUUCUUGGUGUUUCCUCCUCAGCCCUCACAAAGUGGAUUUAGCAUAAUGAGGCUUUGUCUGACUUGAAGACUUGUCUGACCUUGUGUGUGUUACUGAUUCACUCACACAUUGAAAAGAGGUUUUUGUGAAGUCAGCUUUUAUCUAGAGAAUAAAAUGUGUGAACCCUGA